UGCUCAUCCUCCCGCCGCCUGCCGCUGUCACUCCGGCCCCCUUAAGUAGUUGGGGUUCCCGAGCGCUCACACCCAGCGGCAGCGAUGCAAACCAGCAGGGCUCCGGCCAUCAGCGUCAGCGCGGAGAGCUGCAUCCCGGCUGGGCUGCGCCUGGGUCCUGUGCCGGGCACCUUCAAACUGGGCAAGUACCUGUCAGACCGCAAGGAGCCAGGACCCAAAAAAAAGGUGCGGAUGGUCAGAGGGGAAUUAGUGGAUGAAGCCGGGAGCUCAGCUCUGGAGUGGAUAGGGUUAAUCCGAGCUGCCCGAAACUCCCAAGAGCAGACACUGGAGGCUGUUGCAGAUCUACCAGGAGGACAGAUUUUCUACCGGGCGCUGCGAGAUGUCCAGCCGGGAGAGGAGCUCACCGUCUGGUACUCCAACCCUCUGGCGCAGUGGUUUGACAUCCCCGUCACGGCCACGCCGACGCACGACGAGAAAGGGGAGGAGCGGUACAUCUGCUGGUACUGCUGGAGGACCUUCAAGUACCCCAACAGCCUCAAGGCCCACGUCCACUUCCACUGCGCUCUGAGCCACGGCCGGCCCUUCCUCCAUCACGACCACGGCCGGCCCGCUGCCACUGCCUUCGGCCUGCCCCCCAAGGAGCUGCCGGCCGGCUCUCUGCGCGGCCACCCGCCGCCCGGCUGCGGCCCUCGGGAGGCCGUCAAGCGGGAGGCCGUCGCCGCCUCCCCGCCGCUCGCCAAGCCGGCGCUGCCCAAGCGGGUGGCGGGCAAGGAGGAGCAGGAGCGCGCCCUGGACAUGAGCGUGGGGGCCGCCCGCGGGCCGGGGCCGCUGCUGGGGCCGGCGGGAGGCAACGGGCUGGCGCUGUGCCCCGGGGCGCGCUCGGCCUUUCGCCCCGCCGGGUCGCUGCGGGAAGAGGCGCGGGGCACCGCCGCCCUCGGCUUCUCCAAACUGCUGGGGGGACUGAAGGCGGGACGCGCCGCCGCCGAGGCGCCGCCUAAGUGCGGAGCGCUGCCGGGUGAGGCCGCCCCGCAGGCGGCGGCGGCGGGGCUGGCUUGCGGCGGCGGGCUGCGCGCCUUCCCGCUGCUGUCUCCGCUGGAGGAGGCCUCGGCCUUCCGGCAGGUGGAGCGGGGGCUGCCCGCGGCCGCGCUGCCGCCCGCCCGCUACCCGCCGCUGCCCGGUGGGGCUCUGGAGCGCUUCGCGCUGCCGCCCUUCGAGGGGCUGAAGGCGUACGCGGGGGAGUGCGGGCUGCCGGUGAUGCCGCUCACCGUCUACAACGGGGAGCUGCUCUACGGGGCCGCGCCCUACUACCCGCUGAAGCUGCACCUCGGCGGCCUCCUCAAGUAUCCCGAGUCGGUGUCGUACUUCGCGGGGCCGGCGGCAGGUCUGCACGCCGCAGAUCUUGGCUCGCUGGCCAGCAUCGACCGGGAGAUCGCCAUGCACACGCAGCAGCUCUCCGAGCUGGCGGCCGAGAAAGGCCGAGGGAGGCUGGAGGCGCUGCCGGCGGGGGCGGCAGGGGCGGCCGGAGGGAAACCCAAGACUGGGCACCUGUGCCUGUACUGCGGGAAGCUGUACUCCCGCAAGUACGGGCUGAAGAUCCACAUGCGGACUCACACCGGCUACAAGCCGCUCAAGUGCAAGGUCUGCCUGCGGCCCUUCGGGGACCCCAGCAAUCUCAACAAACACAUCCGCCUGCACGCCGAGGGCAACACGCCCUACCGCUGCGAGUACUGCGGCAAGGUGCUGGUGCGGCGCCGCGACCUGGAGCGGCACGUGAAAUCCCGGCACCCGGGGCAGAGCCUCGGCAAGGCGGCCGAGGACAAGAGUGACUCUGGCUACGCGCAGCCCGAGCAGGAGCAAAAGACUGACAACGAGAGCGAUGUGGACGUCUGCUUCACCGACGACCAGAGCGACCCGGAGAGCGGCAGCCGGCACCGCGAGCAGUGAUGCGGGAGGCGGCCGG
Messenger RNA from Catharus ustulatus (Swainson's thrush), 1960 nucleotides. RefSeq names its product PR/SET domain 13 (gene PRDM13). NCBI's taxonomy places the organism in Eukaryota, Metazoa, Chordata, Aves, Passeriformes, Turdidae. Bases 85 to 1944 code for a protein of 619 amino acids. The transcript is spliced from 4 exons. The record is from RefSeq and is a predicted model, not a curated record. Gene Ontology annotation, cellular component: nucleus. Gene Ontology annotation, molecular function: protein binding.